This is a messenger RNA of Mobula hypostoma (lesser devil ray), 4811 nucleotides long. RefSeq names its product growth differentiation factor 5 (gene gdf5). The transcript is spliced from 2 exons. Lineage: Eukaryota; Metazoa; Chordata; Chondrichthyes; Myliobatiformes; Myliobatidae. Bases 272 to 1600 code for a protein of 442 amino acids. The record is from RefSeq and is a predicted model, not a curated record. Gene Ontology annotation, cellular component: extracellular region. Gene Ontology annotation, molecular function: growth factor activity; cytokine activity.
CUCGGAUAUGGGAUUUAAACGAGCUUGAGUCAUCCCGGCCUGGGGAAGGAGCGAGGGAAGUGUUUUUUUCCCCUUCUCUCUCUCUCUCUCUGCCCCUGUUAGUCUGGGUCCUCCGCAGUCUGAAAGGAUCCGGGAUUGUGUGCGGGUGACAAAAUUCCACUAUGGGACAGACUGACAAAGUUCGGAGGAAAGUUGUGAAGAAGUUUGCCUGGGAGUUUUGGGAGCCGUUGCAUGCGCAGCUGGAAGAAUCUGUCCCCGGCCAAAACGGAGCAUGGAAUUACUGAGGAACCUCGCUCUCUUCGUCUGUUACCUCGGCUGCUUCGGGAACCUGACCGGCUCCGAGCCGUCCCGCAAGAGCCAGCCCGGGCUCCGACAGGGCAUCGCCGGAGCUGCGCCAGGCAAGAGGAACCCCAGCGAGAGGGGGCCGAACCUCGGAGCGGGGAGAUGGAGCGCCGGGCUCGGCAGAGCGACAGCAGGAGCUAGGGCGGCGGUGGCCGGCAGGGGCAAAGGCAGCGGCAGGACCGGGGAGGGGGAGAGAGGCAAAGGAGAGGGCGGCGGCCGGCGGCGCCUGAAGGGGGCAAGUGGCAGCCCGCAGGUGACCCCUCACGACUACAUGCUGUUCCUCUACAAGAUGCUGUCCGUCACUUCGCGCAGCGGCUUCAACGGGAGCCUGCAGCAGCCGGCGGCGCUUGCCAACACCGUCACCAGCUUCGUGGACAGAGGGCAAGAUGAUCGCCACCCCUUUGUGAGGAAGCAGAAGUACAUCUUCAACAUCAGUGCAAUGGAGAAGGAAGGGUUGCUGGGCGCAGAGCUGCGGAUCCUGAGAACAAGGCCGGUGGAUGGGAGGAGAGUGCGGACUCCAGGGAAUGUGUACACUCUCCAAUUGUCCAAGUGCCCUUCGGACAGGCAGAAACCCAUUGUUAUUGACUCUCGGUCUGUUGACCCAUUGGACGCACCAAAGUGGGAGGUCUUUAACAUUUGGAAGCUCUUCCGUACGUCCAGGAAGGACCAGCUGUUGACACAACUUUGCUUUGAGCUGGAAGCUUUGGAUAGAGGCAGGACAGUGGAUCUGAGAAGCUUGGGCUUUGGCAGGGUGGGACGGCAGACCAAAGAAAAGGCUCUGCUACUCGUGUCUGGUAGGACCAAAAAACGGGACUUGUUCUUCAACGAGGUCAAAGCCAGGUCCGGGCAGGACGACAAGACAGUUUACGAGUUCCUGUUCAAUCAGAGAAGAAAGAGGAGAGCCCCUCACACAAGUCGCCAGUCUAAAGGCAAGAAAACUAAGCCACGGUGCACACGAAGACCUCUCCAUGUGAACUUUAAGGAGAUGGGCUGGGAUGACUGGAUCAUUGCACCGUUGGACUAUGAAGCAUAUCACUGUGAGGGGGUUUGCGACUUCCCCCUCCGCUCUCACUUGGAGCCCACAAACCAUGCCAUAAUCCAGACGCUCAUGAAUUCUAUGGACCCAGAAUCUACCCCGCCAAGUUGCUGCGUACCGACGAAACUAAGCCCCAUUAGUAUUUUGUACAUAGACUCAGCCAAUAAUGUGGUGUACAAACAGUACGAGGAUAUGGUGGUAGAGUCCUGUGGCUGUAGGUAGCAUUGGUCUGUGUUGCCAGGCAACCAGUACAAGGUGCACACUGGGACUUGAACCAUAUUGAAUGCAGCAGGUACAGUUGGUUUCCUGGUAUUCUCAUUUGCAGUCGAGAUGCCAUAAGCUAUCGGUAGGGAGUCGGUGAAGAUGUUCCGUGGUGGUGAAACUGCUGCCAAAGCUAAAAGAGCAUCAGUGCAGCUUACAAUUAACCAACUGACCACAACGGCCCCAAUGAGAUUCAGUUAAUCGAGAGUCAGUUCCUCGAGGAAUCUGGUGCCAAUAUCUAAGGCUGACAGAUAGAACACAUUUAGUGCAAUACAGCCACCACUAACUACCUUACCUAACUCAGACAGAUGGGGAAGUGUGUCAGGGCUUAAUCUGUGCUGGAAAGAGCUGGGUGGGGACGGAAGGGAGGUCAAUCUGUGAGGCAGCUCCAGGAGGAUUCUUUUCACUAAACCCUAUGAAAAUGUGGCUGGUGUUGUAGCAAAUCUGUCGCCAUCGAGGUGAUCCCAUUGGAACAGUUCACAGAUUAGAUCCAGGGAGUACUGAUAGACUGAGAGACAUUCUCAGUUGUGUAACAUUGGGAAAAAAAGGAGAGCGUUUUACCAGUGAACGGUUUGCAGCUCACUAGACCUGCUUUGACACUCCAGGUGUGGGUCCUCAGCCGUUCUGCUGAUGGACACCACAUGUUGCUGGUAAGGGGAGGCUACAGAACACGCCCCACCUAAAGCACCCUCAACCACAUAGACUCCAGUGUGGCAGGGCUGUUUGCCUGACAUACUAAUCUCAUGCGAGGCAGCUAGCAAAUCAUAUCCUGUUUAAAUAUUUUUAUUUUUAUUUAGUGAUACGGCACAGAGUAAGCCAGUCUGACCCUUCGAGUCACACCGUGCAAUCCCUGACAAACCCAAUUAACCCUAACCAAAUCACGGGACAAAUUACAAUGACCGACUCACGUGGCCGGUACAUCUUUGGACUGUGGAAGGAAACCGGAGCACCCAAAGAAAACCCACACAUUCUAUGGGGGAGAACACACAGACUCCUUAUAGAAUGGUGCCAGAAUUUAACUCUGAACUCUGGUAUGCCCAGAGCUGUACUGUAAUAACAUCGUGCUAACUGCUAAGCUACCAUUGCACCCAUAAUUAAAAGCCCUUGAGCAGUCUUGUGGAUAACAGUGCACGAGGCAGUGGCCUCCUUAAGCCAGUGGCCAUGUAAAUCCUGCAACCUCGAGAAAAAUAACAGGCCAGCAUCUUCCAAAUAAAAUGGCACCCUGGCCUUAAUCCUAGAACAUAUCUAGAGCAUGUAACAGUACAGCACAGUACAGGCUCUUUGGCCCCAGUGUUGUGCCGACCUUGUAACGUAGUCUAACGUAGAAAUAUAGAAAAUCUACAGCACAACUCAGGCCCUUCAGCCCACAAAGUUGUGCCAAACAUGUCCCUACCUUAGAAAUUACUAGCCCUCUAUAAUCAAUCUACAAUCAAUCUAAUCUUUCGCUCCUACAUAGCCCUCCAUUUUUCUAUCAUCCAUGUGUCUAUCUAAGAGUCUCUUAAAUGUCCCUAAUGUAUCUGCUUCCACUACCACCCCUGUAUUCACCAAACACUCACCCCUCUCGGUGUAAAAUACUUCCCCCGCUUAACUUUCCUCCAAUCACCUUAAAGUUAGGCUCCCCUCUUAUUAGCCAUUUCAACCCUGCGAAAAGGGCACUGGCCAUCCGCUGGAUCCAUGCCUCUUAUCAUCUUGUAUACCUCUAUCAAGUCCUGUUAGAAAUGAGAGCCCAGAUGUUUGCUGGAGUAUGCAUGGCCACAGCUGCCACAGCAAGAAUGAAGCAGCCUGCUCGAUUGUCAUCUCAAAUACCUUCUUCAGCACUGAUCUCCCCUCAUCACCAAUUCACCGUGGCUGCAGUGCAAUGCAUCUACAAGGUGAACUGCCGUUACUUGCGCUAACCGGUGACCUCUGCCACUUAGGAGGUCAAAGGGCAGCAGGUACAGGACAAUAGUGCCUCUUGCAGGUUGGCCCCAAGUUGCCCAACCAUCCUGACUUGGAGAUAUACCCUUCAUUGUCACUGGGUCUUAGUCAUUGACUUUCCUCCCCAGUUCCUCUAUCUUCCUGAGGAGGACUGCAGCUGGACAGUAAGGACCACCUUGUCAGCAUUGAAUAGGGAUGGGCAAUAAAUGCUGGCAUCCAUGAUGAGACCAGGUGUUUUAAAGUAAUGGUUCAAAGUUCAGAGGUUCAAAGCUUCAUUUAUUAUCAAAUUAUGUAUGCAAUAUGCAACUCUGAGAUUCAUCUUCUCCAGAUAGCCAUAAAAACAAAGAAAUCCAUGGAAAGGGGAGGGAUGAAAGGCCAUAAAUCUACCUCACCAUUUACCAAACUACAAUAAAUGAGUUAACAAAUUUCACGACACAUGCCGGUGAUUAUAAACCUGAUUCUGAUAAAUGCAUCAAGGGUGGGAAGGGUGCUUGUUUAUGUUGGCUACUUUCCUGAGGCAGCUGCAAGUGUAGACAGAGUCUACGGAAAGGAAACUGGUUUGUGUGAUGGGCUAGGCUGUGUCCACAACUCUAUGAUUCCUUGCAGUCUCGUUAGUGGCAGAAUCCUGGCGGGGGGGCAAUGAAAAAGGAAAACGAGAUUAUUAUGCUCAGUGGGUCCAAAAGGCCUGUUUCCAUUUUCCGUGCUGUUAUACCUCCAUUUAACUUGAUGAACAUCUCAUACGUUACUGCUCAACACUGUGUCACGCUUAUGUUCCAUGGUACACUUCACUGUUAGCAAGGAUGCCAGAGUUCAAAGUUCAAGGUACAUAUAUGUCACCAUUUACAACCCUGAGAUUAGUUUCCUUGUGGGCGUUUGCAGUAAACACAAAAAAACACAAUAGAUCAAUGAAAAACCCCACACAAGAUGGACAAAAAACCAGUGUGCAAAGUGGUACCAGUGGACACGUGGCUAUCAGAUGGUUUCAUGUGCCAGUCUGCCCUAUAAAGUAAACUCUAAUACUGUAUAGAAUUUGCUCUUGGGAGGGAAGGGGAGAUUUAAUUUUUGGAAACAGCCACAGAUGUAAUCAGUGCAUGUUGGAACGAAAAUGAUUAUGUGAACUGUUUACUGUGUGUGUGUGUGUACAAUGAAGAAUCUGUUACUUGUUCAUAAAUAUAACUGUAAAUUGGAAUUUGUCACAAUUUUCCUGAAUCCCUGUACUGCACAAGAAGCUGAACAAAUGGGGAUGUUCAAGAUA